This is a messenger RNA of Boleophthalmus pectinirostris (great blue-spotted mudskipper), 3836 nucleotides long. RefSeq names its product bromodomain, testis-specific (gene brdt). The coding region runs from base 428 to 3229 and encodes 933 amino acids. Gene Ontology annotation, cellular component: nucleus; chromatin. The transcript has 20 exons. The record is from RefSeq and is a predicted model, not a curated record. Gene Ontology annotation, biological process: positive regulation of transcription elongation by RNA polymerase II; chromatin remodeling. NCBI's taxonomy places the organism in Eukaryota, Metazoa, Chordata, Actinopteri, Gobiiformes, Gobiidae.
UCUUUUGCACUUUCCCAAACAGACCCACACUGCAGCACGCAAAUUUAUUUACAAGGUUAACUCAAAAUCUUGUGCUGCCCAAGAAACGAAGGCUGCUGCUUGUUUGACACGCUGUCAUUUUAACAAACGAUCAUUUCUGCACAAACUUGGAGGUUUAGAUGAUUUUCUGAGAUUCUCUAAGGUUUAGAUGAUUUUCUGAGAUCAUGCUGAGAUCAUGCGGUAGAGAGCAGGGAAACACGUGAAGAGCGUUUGGGCCAAUCAGUUCUGCAGCACAGGCCGAGUAUAAAACUGAAAACAGACGCGCGCACGGGGCUCACGUACUGAACCAGACAGAGCACCGACUAACCAGAUCUCAGGUUUUCUAGAAAACAAUAUUGAGGAAAACUUGAAAAUUGGAUGCUUUGAUGGUGAUCCUGAUGCCCGUACCAUGUCGGACUUGAAGGCCUGUGCUGUUGUGAUCAGGAACCCCCCUCCUCCUGAGUUUGUGAACCCAAAGAAGCCCGGGCGGGUGACUAACCAGCUGCAGUAUUUGGAGCGUAUAGUGCUUAAAGCACUAUGGAAACAUCAGUUUUCAUGGCCCUUUCGACAGCCAGUCGAUGCUGUGGAGCUACAUAUACCAGAUUAUUAUAACAUUAUUACAAAUCCCAUGGAUCUAGGAACCAUCAAGAAGCGUCUCCAGAACAAGUACUAUUGGAAAGCACUUGAAUGUUUACAAGACUUUAACACUAUGUUCUCGAAUUGCUACAAGUACAAUCGGCCAGGGGAUGACAUUGUUUUUAUGGCACAAACCUUGGAGAAACUCUUUUUGCAAAAAAUAUCCAAAAUGCCUAAAGAUGAGUGUGACGUUAAUGAAUAUAUUGGAGAAGAUGCUAUCAAACUCAAGAGUUUAUGCAGUGCAGGUGAAGCAAAGCACAAACCUUCUGUAUCUGAAGUCGUGGUUCAACAGACGGUAACAGUUGUCCCCCCUGAGGCUUCUCAUAAUCAUAUUUCCAAAAAGAUCCCCAAAUUACAUGAGGCCGCUACAAUUAAGAGUCUGAAGAGAAAGGCAGAGGCAGCAGUGCCACCAGCUCUGCCCAAGGCUGAACGAUAUUCUCAAGGAGAACCCUCCACUAUGUGUCCCCUGAGGAGAGGCAGCGGGCGACCCAUCAAGCCCCGAAAAAAAGACCUUCCAUCCUCAGAGGUGAAAAAGGGCCGCCUGACUGAACAGCUCCGAAGCUGUAAUGACAUCCUGAAGGAGCUCUUCUCUAAGAGGCACUAUGCCUACGCCUGGCCCUUCUACACCCCUGUGGACGCUGUGGCUUUGGGCCUUCAUGACUACCAUGAAGUUAUUAAGCAGCCCAUGGACCUGGGCACUGUACGGAAAAAAAUGGAGGAACGACAGUACACUCGUGCCAAAGAGUUUGCUGCUGACAUCAGACUAAUGUUUUCGAACUGCUACAAAUACAACCAGCCAUCAGAUGAGGUGGUCUACAUGGCCAGAAAGCUCCAGGACGUAUUUGAAGCAAGAUAUUUUAAAAUCACAGGGGAUUCUGAAAGUUUAGGUGCUCCUGUUGGGAAUUUGAAGAAAGAAACAGAAUCCAGAGUUGGACAUCAUUUGACCUCAGAGAGCUCAGACAGCGAGAGCUCUUCAGAGACCGAAAACUCCACUGAGGAUGUGACUACGCAGCUGGCCAACCUGGAGGAGUGGUUAAAAGAGAUGAGCAAGCACCUGAGAAGAAUGAAGUCAAAAAAGGACAAGUUAAAAAAGGACAAAAAAUCGAAAACUAUCUCAAAAUCAAAACGCAAAUCAUCGAAAUACAAGUCUCUGCUAGAACAAAUGAAAAAGAAGAAGUCCUUAAAAUACUUGAAGUAUGAGAAUGAAUUAUCAAAGCCGAUGUCUUACCAAGAGAAGAAACAGCUGAAGCUUGACAUUAACCGUCUGCCUGGGGACCGAAUGGGGAAGCUGGUGAAGAUCAUCCACGACAAAGAGGCCUGUCACAGAGACACCACCCAGGAGGAGAUCGAGGUGGACUUUGAUGUGCUCAAGAACUCUACCCUCCAAGAGCUGAAGAAAUAUGUCUCAUCAUGUCUGAAGAAAGAAAAGAAUAGAAAACAGCAAUGCAAGCCAGCAGAACAAAGUCAGAAUGGUAUUUUUAAAGAUGUGUGGAAAACCCAGGUUGCCCCUAAAGAUCACUUUGUAGUACAUAAAAAGCCACCUGCUCCCAAAUCUUUGCCCCCGCAGCUUCUCCGAGCACCAGCCCUCAGUGCGAGCAGCAGCAGCUCCAGCUCCAGCAGUGAGUCUGACUCUGAGAGCUCCGACUCUAACACAGUGUCACCAGCAAAGAGAUGGAGCAAAUCAAACUUGAUAAAGUCAACAGGGCCCUGUGGUAGCACUGGCAAACAGACCUCUGCACCUAAAGACCUGAGCACUGGACGGAUCAGACCACACACGUACCCCUCUGUGCACUCUUCAGUCACAGAGAGUAAAAACUUACUACCUAAACAGCGACUGACUGACUGCAACGGUAAUGAGCUGCCUCUACCUCCCCCAGAUUUAUCAACGCUUUUAUCUCCAAUGGUUUCUCCAGGGAUCAUUCUGGACUGGGCAUCUACCAGAUUUGAGCAAGAGCCUGUGCUGUCCCCUCUGAGCGACAGUCCAGUGCAGCUGAAAGAUCAGAGCAGUGCCAAUUUCAGAGAUUCUGAGGAUUUCACUUGCACCAACACAAGUAAAACCUCAGAGGAAGACAAAUCCCAACUCACCAAAAAGGACAUUGUUUUGAAAAAUGCUGAGUCUUGGGCCAAAGUAGUGAGAGAGUCUGUCACCUCAGUCCCCAUCAAGUCUUCCAUGGAGAGUUUUCAGCAGUUUAGGAAAGCUGCGAUGGAGAAGGAGGAACGAGAGAAGGAGCUAAAGAAAAGACAAAUGGAGAAACACAUAGAGAAAGAAGCCAAUGAGCACACCAGUCUUCCAGCAGGGUCGUUUAAAAAUGAAAAGCACCAGUCUCCAGAAAAACCUGCCUCACCCCCGAGGAUUGGCUUAGACCCACUCUCCGAAAUCCUAAAAGACGUUGAGAUCCGUAAGCCAGUGUCCCCUCAGGAACCCCAGGAUGUUCCCUCACUCUCACCCGUGGACAGGGAACGAGAAAUCGCACGGAGGAGGGAGCAGGAACGGCGCAGGAGAGAGGCGAUGUGUGGUAUUGAUAUGUCAAUGCAGAGAGACAUCAUGACUAGCUUUGAGCUCAACUUGGACUAAACAAAAACAAGGCAAAAAAAAACAACUUUGAAAAUACUUGAUGAUCUUCAGACACCAUAACACCUCUGAAUUGUGGUUAAAAUAGAAUAUCUAUUGCAAAGUAAAAGAAUAUAAAAAUUGUAUUAUAAAAUGUUGCCUUUCAUUAUUAUUUAUACUGUUUACACCUACAAAAUGUAUUCAUUUGGUGAAUCAAAGGUGCACUUGCAUGUUGGUGUUGUACAAGUGGCCAUAUCCUGUAAAAAAUAUACAUAUAAUUUGACAACACAAUUUUCAUGUUAUAUAUUUCCAGAAUACAGUUACUUGAAAUCUAGAGAUGGAUAAGCAAGGUUUUACCAUAUCACACAAUUCAGUCAUUAAUAAAAGGCCACUUGAUAGUUUUGUUUUGUUUUUUUAUUUGGGCAUAUUUGGACUUUAAAAAGAUUUCUACACUUUGAUUUGUCAAUACUACAUGGCAUCACUUUAUUGUGCUAAUCUUUCCCUACUCGCACUUUAAAACCAUUCUACCUACAGUUCCAAAGUUACGAUUGGGACAGCAUAAGUAUUCUGUAUGUUAGUUUGUAUGUUAUAGUUUUCUACUUGAGGAAUAAAGUUAUUUUUCACUACUUCA